AUGCUGGCUCUGAACCUGUUCCGCUUCUUACAGCGUCCUUUGACAUUUGUCUGCGAGGACUUGCUUGCCAAGAUCUGCACGGUCAAGAUUGGAGGAUGCGUUUUGGUCCUCCUGCAUGAAGUGAUCUGGGUUCUCCCUGCCGUCAAGCGGGUGGCCCCGUGUUCUGCGUGGUGUGCCUUGGGCAACACGUUGCUCAUGGACACCAUCGUCUUGGCUUUCUUGAAAGUUCCUCGCGAGGAGCGAUGUGGCCGACAAGCCGCUUGCCGUGUGCUCCAUGCGGCGGUCAGCCUGACCAGCGAUUUUCUGCCGUUUGCAGCGGUAUUCUUCCUGUGGCUGGCGUCAUUGGGGAUGGUCAUUGCGGCUUCCCUGGUGCCUUGCAUGGCUCUCUUGCUGCACGAGGCUGUCCGUGAUUUGCGCCGCAGACGGCAGCAACACGGAACCCUCCAAAUGGCCGUGUUUGUCCUUUGCUCCGCAGUUCGAGUAAUGUCUUCCUUCUCAGCUAGCGAGCUGAAGGACAAAGACAUUCUUGCCAUUUGGAUGGAGCGUGGAUCGUUAGCGCUCUGGCUCGUCCUGGAGGUUGCUGUGUUUUCCGACGUCUCCAUCGUGCGCAGAGGGGUGUCCUGUGCCAGAGACGGAACUUCGCAGGUUCUAUGGAGCAUCGCUUGUGUUGGUCAGAUCAUCCUUGUGGCUUGCAGCCUGGUGAACCCCUCUACGACACCUUCUGGGGAAGGAUGUCGGGGCGUCAAACUCUUCCCUAUCUUCCCUUCUCCCCGGCGACAAGGUGCAUCCGAAUCCUCGACCGUUUGGCUGUGGCGGCUGCGAGAAGCCCUUGCUGGAUCCUGCCGCGGGAGCACGGCCAGCACGCUCCAGGUCACCGCCCUGAUGCUUAUGCUGGUGUGCUACUGGAGCAUCCACGCGCCGGUUUUGACGGGAUGGUUCAGGCGGACGAGACAGGCGAUGGUGCAAGCAUUAACACACAUCGAUCCCAGCCAGGUUAUCUUCUUCGAUCAUCCCUGUCACAGCACUUGCGGCAAUCAGAAGUGGACACUUGGAGCAUGUGCCACGUUUGCUGCAGUGUUCGUAUCUCGUGCAUUACACGGUCUGUCCAUCGGCUCCCCUGCUGUGGCACAGGUUCCGGCAGAACAGCGCCUGACCUUUGCAGCGAUUGAUGCUGCAGAUGCAGAGUCUAACCGCAGAGUCAAGGCCAUGCGCCUCGCCUGCGAAGAGGCGCGGCUGCGACAAGAAGCUGCCGAGGCCUAUGCACGGGAAUCUGCGGAGAAAAGAAGGUUCGGAGAUGAAAGUGCUGCAGCCGAGCUACAGACACAAGGUUCGCAUGAAGCAUCCGCUGCGGAGGUCGCGGUGCCCCCGGAGGUCAUGCCCUAA
This is a messenger RNA of Symbiodinium sp. CCMP2456, 1383 nucleotides long. NCBI's taxonomy places the organism in Eukaryota, Dinophyceae, Suessiales, Symbiodiniaceae. The record is from the annotation of a GenBank genome assembly.